This is a messenger RNA of Poecilia reticulata (guppy), 1705 nucleotides long. The record is from RefSeq and is a predicted model, not a curated record. NCBI's taxonomy places the organism in Eukaryota, Metazoa, Chordata, Actinopteri, Cyprinodontiformes, Poeciliidae.
AUGKGGAAAAUUUUCUUGUCAUGGAUAAAGUUGGUUAAACAUGCUGUUUUCAGCUGCGUUAUUUCCCUCCUGGGCUUCUUUGGUCUCACCCUCUGUGGACCUUUGAGGACUUUGCUGCUUUUCGAGCACAGUGACGUUGUGGUCGUCGCUCUGCUCGGCGUUCUCUUCACUAACUCAGGAGGCGGACCGUCCAAGGUCUCUAUUUAUUUUAUUUUUGUUUAUUUUGGAAAACUAGCAGUCAAAAUUAUUCAUUCCCCUGGAAGAUUGAUAUUUUUAAAUGAUUGUUAUUCASCCAACCACUUGAAUUUCAGGAACAUCAACAUGUUCCAAGAUGGAUGUGUGUGUUGUUCCCCCGCCCGCCUGCAGGGCGGCGUGGUUCUGCUGGUGGUGUCGCUCUGCCUGAAGGUCGGUUUCCACACGGCCUCCAGGAAGCUGUCGGUGGAGAUCGGAGGAGCCAAGCGGCUCUACGCGCUCGACAACCUGCUGUCCGCCGCCGUGAUGCUGCCCUGGGCCGCCGUCCUGACCGCCACCACCGAGGUGACGAGCCGGGAGAGUCCUGGUUUCCCGCAGGCCUUCACCUUCGUGGAGCUGUUCUACGGCGUCUGGACCAACAGCCUGGGUUUGAUCUCUGACGGCUUCCACAUGCUGUUCGACUGCUCCGCUCUGGUUCUGGGCCUGUUCGCCGCCCUCAUGACCCGCUGGAAGGCCACCAGGAUCUUCUCCUACGGGUUCGGUCGGGUUGAGAUCCUGUCGGGUUUCAUCAACGGCCUCUUCCUCAUGGUCAUCGCCUUCUUCGUGUUCGUGGAGUCGGUCACCCGCCUGCUGGAUCCUCCCAACAUAAACACCGACAUGCUGACCCCGGUGUCCGUCGGCGGUCUGCUGGUCAACCUGGUGGGAAUCUGUGCCUUUAGCCACGCCCACUCCCACGGCGGGAAAAGCUGCUCCUCCCACGACCACGGACACUCGCAUCAUGGCCACUCCCACGGCGAGCACGSCCACGCCCACAGCGGCCACGGCCACGCCCACUCYAGCCAUGGCCACGCCCACUCCCACGGCUCGGGCAGCAGAGGAAUGAAYGCCAACAUGCGAGGAGUUUUCCUCCACGUCCUGGCCGACACGCUGGGCAGCGUCGGCGUCAUCAUCUCCACCGUCCUCAUCCGGCAGUUCGGCUGGCUCAUCGCCGAUCCCAUUUGCUCGCUCUUCAUCGCCACGCUCAUUUUUCUGAGCGUCAUCCCGCUGCUGAAGGACGCCUGYGAGGUUCUUCUCCUGCGGACUCCUCCGGAACARGAGAAGGAGCUGAACAGCGCGCUGGAGAAGGUUGAGAAGAUUGAAGGAGUUCUGUCGUACAGAGACCCUCACUUCUGGAGGCACUCGGCCAACGUGAUCGCYGGGACCGUCCACCUGCAGGUCAUGUCAGACGUGGUGGAACAGCGGAUCAUCCAGCAGGUGACGGCCAUCUUGAAAGAUGCGGGUGUGAACAAUCUGUCGGUCCAGGUGGAAAAGGAGGCGUACUUCCAGCACAUGUCUGGACUCAGCACCGGCUUCCAGGAUGUUCUGGCAAUGACGCAGCAGAUGGCGUCCAUGAAAUACCCGAACGACGGGACGCUCAUCAUGUAGCGCCGCCUAAAGACUCGAGGAAAAACCCUACAGAUGGACAGUUUGUGUAAUAAAUCUGAAUAUGAUGGUUUCAUAUUCUUGUUCUGAC